AUGAAGAGAGAAGGUCGGAGAGCUCAGGUGGACUUGAGAACAGAAGCAAAGGUUCUUAGCCCGUUGAUCUCUCAGUGGAAGAAGCUCUACGAGCAUGGCGAGGUCGAUGCUGCCAGCUUCGCGGGUGCGUUCGUUCUCGCCUACCUGAGCGUCAGGCAUGGGCGCUGGACGGGGGGUCGGCUGGAUGCCUCGGCUUACGGGGGAGGAGCCGUGCAGGACGUCAAGUCAAGUCCCGUGCGGAAGUUCGAGGGGCUGGAGGAGCUGCUGGGAGACGUCUCGCGAUGGUUCAAGGAGGAGGAGCAGGAGGAGCUGACUGUGCUCGAUAUCCUCUCAACUCUCAAGCUCGACGGCAUCAAGAAGAACAAGGAUAACCUUGCCAACCGCUCCCUCGUCUGCUGGCUCUUGGCUGCCCGCCCCUUCGUGCUCAUGUUCCGCAUCCCCUCCCCGAUCGAGGUGCUCAAGAUGCAGGCGAGGGGGGAGCGAGUGGUGACGAUGUUGACGAGCGAGGAGGAGCUGAGCUCCAAGCACACGGCUCCUCUGCGGUACAUGGAGGGCGAGAAACUGCACAGCCGGGAUGCUCUAGAGUUUCUCGUCCACGACCUCGCGCACAUGGAGAAGUUCGUGGACAAGGAAGUGUAUGAGGAGCAGUGGGAUUCUUCCGGAGCAUGCUGGAGCUGGACGAGGAGGGGCCUCGCCGAGGUGGAGUACUGCAUCUCAGACAUGAACUGCUGCUGCACGCACCUGCUCAAGUACCUCAAGGCUAAGCUCUUCCUUGCCCGCGAUCGCUCCUCCUCCUUCCUCUUCCACGCCUGCUGGGCCGAACUGCUCCGCUCCUUCGGAGUCGAAAGAGGGUCGAAGGAGGAGGAGGCAAUGGAGGGCGUGGGGUUCAGAGCGAUGCGGGAGGACGAGUCUGAUUGCAUCCGCAAACACUUCAGGUCGCGUGCGGGGCUGAACAAGUGA
Molecule: messenger RNA, 960 nt
Organism: Guillardia theta CCMP2712
Lineage: Eukaryota; Cryptophyceae; Pyrenomonadales; Geminigeraceae
Exons: 3
Coding region: 1-960 (319 amino acids)
Source: RefSeq, a predicted model, not a curated record